This is a messenger RNA of Protopolystoma xenopodis, 342 nucleotides long. The record is from the annotation of a GenBank genome assembly. NCBI's taxonomy places the organism in Eukaryota, Metazoa, Platyhelminthes, Monogenea, Polystomatidea, Polystomatidae.
AUGACUGGUUGCCUCGACAAGUCAGAGGCAUUACGCGAUCUCCGCGCCUCCAGACUCUCGCGCUACCAAGGCCUGCUCAUUCGCGUCGUCAAGCUGGGCGAUCUCUUGGGCGAGUCCAAAGAGGCAGUGGAGGCCCGGCUUGGCCACUUGAGGCGCUUCGAGUCCUCGAGUCCUGAACUUCCCGACCAAAGCCUGAGUUCGCCUUCGACCGAGUGGCCCACUCGUGUUGUUGGGGCUCGAGUCCCACUCGUCUCGGCCAUGCUACAGUGGCUUGAUGAGGUCUUGGUACAAGUCUGGCUGAAGGUAGUACAAGAGUCAGAGCAUUGCCAUCUUCUGCAUUAA